This is a messenger RNA of Ylistrum balloti, 1313 nucleotides long. RefSeq names its product RNA-binding protein 8A-like. The transcript has 6 exons. The coding region runs from base 6 to 506 and encodes 166 amino acids. Gene Ontology annotation, molecular function: mRNA binding. Gene Ontology annotation, cellular component: exon-exon junction complex; cytoplasm; nucleus. Gene Ontology annotation, biological process: RNA splicing. NCBI's taxonomy places the organism in Eukaryota, Metazoa, Mollusca, Bivalvia, Pectinida, Pectinidae. The record is from RefSeq and is a predicted model, not a curated record.
CAAAGAUGGCGGAUGUGUUAGAUUUGCAAGAAGGAGGAGAUGAAUUUGAGGUUGACGAGGAAGGCGAUCAGGGCUUGCAGAAGCUGAAAGAAAAAGCCAAGAAACGAAAAGGAAGAGGAUUUGGCUCAGAUGGCCCUACAAGAAGUGGAGUUGAGGAUUUUGAGGUGAUGGACGUGGAUGAAGAUGGUGGUCCUGGUCCACAGAGAUCUGUGGAAGGCUGGAUAUUAUUUGUCACUGGUGUUCAUGAGGAAGCACAGGAGGAUGACCUUCAGGACAAAUUUGCUGACUAUGGUCAGAUUAAGAAUCUCCACAUCAACCUUGACAGACGAACAGGAUUUCUUAAGGGUUAUGCACUGAUAGAAUAUGAAACAUUUAAAGAAGCCCAGGGAGCUAUGGAUGCACUCAAUGGAUCAGAUAUCCUAGGUCAGAAAAUCAAUGUGGACUGGUGUUUUGUGAGAGGGCCACGUAAGAACAAAAAUCGCCGAGACAACCGGAGGAGACGGUGAUCUUUUCAAGGAUAUGAGAAAGAGGUUCUAGAUUUUAAAAUCGUGUGUUUAAGGUUAAUAAUUACCAAUUACACAUGGCUAUCAGACAGACUACAAAUCUUGACUCAUUGUGACUGCUAAGAGGUUGAUGAUCAAUUGGAUUGGAUAGCAGUAGACCAUGGCACUGUGAGGACUCUCUUGUAAUUCUGUCUCGAGGGGGUGAAAAUUCAACAGUGUGAAAAUUCAACAUGGAUGAUCAGUGGACUGGGUGUCUAUACAGUCUAAGUAGGGAUUAGAUUUAGGAUAUCAUUACCGAGAAAAAAUAGCGAUUGACAAAAAACCAGCACUGUUUCCCCCUCAGGAUAAAGUUUACAUCUUAGUAGUGAUAUCAGUUUCUUUACUGCACAUGACUUCUGGAAUCAGGAAUUUUAUACAUGUAUUUAUUUUAGUAAAUCAACAGUAUGAGAGAUGUAUUGCAUGGAAUUCAACUCUCUGUACCGAGAGGUAUUUACAAUUCAUUGUACUUGCUACCAGCAAGGAGGUUUGGUAAAAAGAAGAAAAUUAACAUCAAAAUAGAAAAUAAAAAUUUCUGAUAAGUUAUGUUCUGUGCUAGUAAAAAAGUGUUUCCUGGGUCUGUAAUGGCAGCUUUUUAACAGUGUGGUGCAAUGGUCCCUGAGGUGUUGAAGGUACAACACUUGUAUGCUAGAAACACUACUUAUGUGUAAGAAAUUUUCAUCAUUAACAUUGUUUACUGUUGUUUUAUGCUUGUAAAGCGUCGUCAUGAUUAUGUACUUCAUUAUCAGAUUAUAAAUAAAAGAAAAAAACAUU